AUGACCAGAAAGAUUAAGGUCGCAGCCGCCCAAGUCGGUGCCGUCCACCGCAACGCAAUCAAACAAGACACAGUCCACCGACUCAUCAACCUCCUCAGCUCAGCAGCAGAAAAGAAAGUCCAACUCGUCGUCUUCCCCGAAUGCACCUUAACAACAUUCUUCCCGCGCCACCUCUUUGAAACUCAAGAAGAACUGGACAAGUACUUCGAGCACGGCGCCGACAUCGCGCAAUCAUCCGACGUCAAACCACUCUUCGACGAAGCGAAGCGUCUUACGAUCGACAUCGUACUUGGCUACGCUGAACGAACGCCGGAAGGGACUGGAUACAACACUUCCGUUUACUUCUCUGCAGCUGCCGGCGAGGUCAUAGGCAAGUACCGUAAAGUGCAUCUCCCUGGCAGAGUGGAACCAUUCGAGGACCCGGAGGCGACGAAUCAGUUGGAGAAGCGAUAUUUCACGCCUGGAGAUCUUGGGUUCCCGGCUUUUCGGGCGUCGGGUUUGGUGGAUGAUGCGGUGAAGAAGGCGACUGCGAAGGAAGGCGAGAGCACGGUUGGCAGAGGUGAUCCGAUAUUCGGUAUGCUCAUUUGCAAUGAUAGAAGAUGGCCGGAGGCCUGGAGGACGUAUUCGUUGCAGGGCGCUGAGCUGUUGAUGUUCGGCUACAACACCGGCGGCAACAUGUCGCACCUCUGGGGCUCGAAACCCAUGUCACCCGAGCAGGCGCGGGCAGAAGCAUUGUUCCAUUCGAAGCUAGUACAAACAGCGAACAGCUACAUGAACGCCUGCUUCUCCAUCUCCGCGGCUCGCUGUGGGCUGGACGACGGGAAGUACGACUUGAUCGGCGGCAGCGCCAUUUGCUCGCCUGAAGGCCAUGUCGUUGCUGAAGCCGAGACCGAUGAGGAUGAGUUGGUGGUGGCGGAGAUUGAUUUGGCGGAGUGUCGACAGGGGAAGGAGAAGACGUUUGAUUAUGCGCGGCAUAGGAGGAUUGAGACUUAUGGGUUGAUUGGGAAGCAGACGGGGGUGGUGGAGCCGGAUCUGCUCUGA
Messenger RNA from Saxophila tyrrhenica, 1041 nucleotides. RefSeq lists its product as uncharacterized. The coding region runs from base 1 to 1041 and encodes 346 amino acids. Gene Ontology annotation, molecular function: beta-ureidopropionase activity. The transcript is spliced from 2 exons. Lineage: Eukaryota; Fungi; Ascomycota; Dothideomycetes; Mycosphaerellales; Extremaceae. The record is from RefSeq and is a predicted model, not a curated record.